Messenger RNA from Liolophura sinensis, 2526 nucleotides. RefSeq names its product 70 kDa neurofilament protein-like. Gene Ontology annotation, molecular function: structural constituent of cytoskeleton. The record is from RefSeq and is a predicted model, not a curated record. Gene Ontology annotation, cellular component: nuclear envelope; nuclear lamina. NCBI's taxonomy places the organism in Eukaryota, Metazoa, Mollusca, Polyplacophora, Chitonida, Chitonidae. Bases 537 to 2309 code for a protein of 590 amino acids. The transcript is spliced from 11 exons. Gene Ontology annotation, biological process: heterochromatin formation; nuclear pore localization; protein localization to nuclear envelope.
GCAGUGGUAAACCGGUAGAGUUUUGACAGGUAGAUCUGGUCUGUAUUACAGAGGACCAACCUCAUCAAAACCACAAGCAAACCUGCCGGCAGACCCGGGUGUUAACCUGAUAACGAUUAUCGUAUUCUCCUCCUACAACAACGCUGAUGACGACGACGACCAAGGCGAAGACCAGUUCGUUCAUGCGUAGAGAAGAUUCCCGAAGUUUGUGAACAAGUCGAACGGGUUUGCAAAUUGGCGUGCAGCGUAUACGUGUACGGGGGAUGUUUGUCGUCCAAUGAACUAGCGGUAAAAUAUAGUACGCACGCCACCAUUUAAGGACGGGGGCAAGCCGUGUUCCGUGCAGUCGCCGGCUCGUCACUAGAAGGUUAAGGUUGAAUCUGUCUCGGACAGAAAAGUGAAGGAUUUUAACAGUUUCUACUAGUUCAUAGUCAGAACUGUCAAAAACAGGUGAGGAUUUGCAUCUUGCCAUAAUCCACAGCAGCAUUUUGUUGAAUUUUUACGUGAAGGGAUAUCCCAACUAAAAAGCAAUCGCAAUGGAAGUUAAAGGAAGCCGAAGCUCUUACUCGUCGGAGGUUACCCACCGUAGCCGGGAUUCCUCCUCCACCUACACUCCUGCCAUCGGCAGUCGCCAGACCACGGUCAUCCAAAGAUCAUCUGGCAUGCCAGGAUAUCGUGGUUCCAUCGGCUAUGAUAUUCGCCAAUCUUACAGCUCUGGGCUUAACUUGGCCCCAGGAACCGCUAGCCAUGUCUCCAACGAGGGUGUCAACCACAUCAAGGAGGAUAGGGCCAGGGAAAAGAAAGAUAUGCGCGAAUUGAACGAGCGUCUCGCCAGCUACAUCGAAAAAGUUCGAUUCUUGGAGGCCCAAAACAAGGCUCUCUUGGCUGAACUGGAAAAGCUCCGUCGUCCAGUGGAUCUGGACAAGAUCAAGCAAAUGUACGAGUCGGAAUUGAACCAGGCCCGGCUUGUCAUCGACGAGUUGUCCAAGGAGAAGGCAAACUUUGAUGUGAAGAUUGUCAGCUUGGAGGAUCAACUUCAAUUUGAGCGAUCGGAGCGUGAACGCGAGGCACGUGAGAAGGCUGAGUUGCAGGCUAAGGCUGACCGACUGAGCGACCAUAUUGGCGAGCUCGAGGGAGAGCUGGUGACCUUGAGAGGUCGCGUGGAGAGUCUGGAAGAUGAGAACAAGAGACUGCGGGAUCAGCUGAGAAAGUACCAGGAUGAGAUCAACAGGCUGCGAAGCGAUCUUGACAACGAGACUCUCGCCCAUAUCAAUGAGUCCAACUUGAGACAGUCUCUGGAAGAACAGCUGGCUUUCAUCACCGGAGUGUACGAGGCUGAAAUCAAGGAAUUGACCAUCUUGGCUAACCGUGACACCACCAUCGAGAUGAGAGAAUUCUGGAAGGGUGAGAUGAGCAAGGCCAUGAGGGACAUCCAGACUGAGUAUGAUGAACGUCUUGAUCUGAUUAGGAACGACAUCGAAUCCAAAUACAGCUUCCAGCUCCGUGAACUGAGAGCCGGCUCCCAGAAGGAUACCUUCGAAUCCACGCACAUGCGCGAGGAGCUGAAGAAGACAAAGGAAAAGCUGAGCGACCUCCAGGCCAAGAACGCUGAUUUAGCCGCAAGGUGCGCCAGUCUGACGGAAAUGAACCGUGAGUUGGAGAGCCAGCUGUCCAAGGCUCUGGAAGAUCUGGAGGAACAACGCAUCAAAUACGAAGCAGAGUUGGCUAGAUGCCGACGUGAAAUGGAAGAAGUCCUCCGCGAACUCCAAACUCUGAGCGAUGCCAAGCUCAGUCUAGAACUGGAAAUCGCCGCUUACAGAAAACUGCUAGAAAGCGAGGAGAACAGGUUCACCUUGAAAAAGGCCGUUGAAAUCGCCGGCAAUUAUGUGACACGAUCUGGCAGCGCCAUGGAACAGAUUUCUCAGUCAAGUGGUCUGCAGUCAAGCGAGUCCGUCGGCAGAUUGACCGUACAGAAGACAGCGCGUGGAAGCAUCGGCAUCCCAGAGAUCUCUCCUGACGGAAGAUUCGUUGUCAUUGAGAACAACUCCUUUAGCAAGAAACAAAGCAUGAAGGGAUGGAGAAUCAAGCGCACUGGUGGUGACAGAAACUGCGAAUACGUGUUCCCCGACAUUGAGCUAAAGGGAGGCAGUAUAAAGAUCUGGGCCCGCAACGCGUCUAAGGGAAGCGAGAAGAAAGGCCAAGACUUGGAGGCUGAUUUCACCUCGUGGGGAUCCGGAAAUUGCUACACAGUUCUUGAGGAUGACAGCGGAAAUGAAAAGGCCACUCACAAUCAGAGAUUCGCCAUGUAAACAGCGCCUUCUUCGGGGAUGAGGUGCGAAACUAAAUCCUGGUUUUAUGGAAGCUCAGAAGGCACAACUUCCAUAGCCUAACGCAUACACACUGUAUUUUGCUUGAGCUAGCAUGAACAAAAGGCGCAUGCGUGGUGUCGAGAGAUCAUUGAUAGUGCUUUACCUUGUUGCCUUUUCUUUUUCUUCAUGUGAUAAUAAAAACAUAUAAGUGUUCCUA